Messenger RNA from Megachile rotundata (alfalfa leafcutting bee), 5346 nucleotides. It is a transcript of the gene mirr, whose product is annotated as iroquois-class homeodomain protein mirror. Gene Ontology annotation, molecular function: DNA-binding transcription factor activity, RNA polymerase II-specific; RNA polymerase II cis-regulatory region sequence-specific DNA binding. Gene Ontology annotation, cellular component: nucleus. Gene Ontology annotation, biological process: regulation of transcription by RNA polymerase II; neuron differentiation; cell development. The record is from RefSeq and is a predicted model, not a curated record. NCBI's taxonomy places the organism in Eukaryota, Metazoa, Arthropoda, Insecta, Hymenoptera, Megachilidae.
CGCCGGCGUACGGCUCCGUGGCCGAUCUACGAAGAUGCCGACCUGACUCCGGAGAAGAGAAGUACACGGAACACUCGGCCUACUAGCAGAGCGCGGUACGAAUUCGCGUGGGUACGAGGUGCCGGUAGUGGCAUCAUCAGCCACCAACAGAGGUGGCACCCAGCUCCCCCACCACGCCACGCGGUGUGCCAGCCUGGACCCUCCCACCCGUCUCAACGAGGGCAAACCAUCUCGCAAAAAUCGUCCCCCUUUCCAUGGAAGGAAAAGAACUACGGCGACGACUCUGCCACCACCACUGUCGAGCCGACCGUUUCUCGUCACUACCACCACCACCAUCGGCACACUACCAUCGUUAUCGCCAGCGCCACCGUCACUGUACCGCCGCCUCCUCCUACACCGCGAUCAACCGUCAUCUCGCGGAACGGGGAUACCAGAACUUACGGAUUUGGAUCGCGUUGUUCGGUCCUUCGAGAAACCCGCUACCGCGUACAGGUUGUUAUCGCCAGGAUCGGCCGUACCUCGGCUUCGUGAGGCCCGAUCGAAAUUUCGAUGUCAGUGACGAUUUACGAUACAAGUGCGCGUGUGAAUAGUACUCGACGGACCAACGAUUAUACCUGAUCUCGCCACGGGUAUAUACUCGCUAACAAACGAGUUUCCGCCAACUUCGAAUCCGGAGGAACCAGUCGUCGUCGCGCGGACACGCGGCGGCACCUCUUCUUCUUCUACCCUCUCUCUGAACAGGAGCGAGAGAACGCGUAUGCAUACAUGUGGACGCACACGCGCGCGAAUCACGCAGAGGACGAAGACAGAAGUGCCGAGAGGGGUUGUACACGUGUGAACCGAGCCAGUUGGUAGUUACUUGUUUAGAGUGCGCACGACUCGGUGCGGUGUUAACUUACAACUCGUCGCGAGUCGAGAAAAUCGUGAUCGACUCUCGACGACCUGUUCUUAAAAAAACCGAGGUAAAUACGGGUAUUACCAUUUUGUGAUUGCGCCGAGUGCGAACCGGUACGUGUGUCGAAGGAUUCUACGGACCGAGGAAAAAAAAGGAGUCACGGUGUGCGCGAACAAGUCGAUCCUCGCCUUUCCUUUUUCACGAACGUCUCUCCUCCGUCACCAUCGCUCGAGUUCUCGACCUACCACUGUUUCCCUCUCUAUCUCUCGUUUCGCCGCCUGUCCGUCCCUCUAGCGCUUCCUCUCGCUCGCUCCUCCCUCUGUUCCGUCUCGCUUUCUCGUUUCCUCGCUCUCUCUCUCUCACCCUCUGCAUCGCGCUUUCUUCGUCGUGCUCGCCGUUUACGUACCUCCGCCUUCCUAUCCGCCGAGCGGAGGACUGGAUUCCGUCGAAAAGAAACGACGAUUCGGAGGAUAGUCGCGACCGAUCAUAGCUGGCGCGCCGAUCGGAUCAAACGGCGUGGAGUUGCGAGCAAUCGUCAUCCACCGGCUCGUAUACACGCAUUAACGCGUGACGUGUUUGUGCCGCCUUCGUGCCCCGGUAAUCGGUUCACCGGGUUCUAGUGUCCACGUCACCUGGACAAAACGAUCUUUGUCUCUCCAGUGAUCAGUGCGUGAACUCUACCCGUUUGACUUAUGCUUGUCAUCGCGCCGUGAAAGACGAGUCCUGGCGAGAAACCGACAGUGUCUGCACCGGGUGGGUGCCUUGUGGUCGGAGAUCGGCAAACUGGUCCUUGCUAUUGUGUUACGACUCUGUGACAGUGCGAGUGUAUACGGCCUGGAGAACACCUCCUGCGGGAUCGAGUACUAUCGAGUACUAAUAAAACGCGCGCCUCAGUGAAACCUGUACCUACGAUAUCCUCCUUUUUUCUACACCGCCUUUUUCAUCCGUCGUUUGUGACUCCGCUCGCUGCGAGACCAACACCAUUUGUCGUCAACUUUUUCACGGUGCUAACAGUGAAACGAUACGGGGAAAGAAAAGUGUUCUUGAUACUUGUUCUCGAAUGACUCGGUGAGACCAAAACGCGACACAGAUGUCACGGUAUGAAAGGAUGAACGCGUAGCGGCGCUCGACUAUCCGGCCCUGAGUGGCCGACACAACAUGUCACAGUUCUCUUUCCGAGGAUCGCCAAAUCUACAGCGGUAACCUAACGUGAAAACGACUCGACCUGGUGUUGCAGUGUCCUGUGACAGCGAGCUCGUCGUUGACGUCCUCAUCGGCCUCGCCGGUGUCCGGUGCGAUCCUGAGCGCAGGCGGUUCGUCGUUGGUCAGCGUAGCGGCCACCACCACGAAUCAUCCCUUGGGCGUAGCUGCCGGUCUGUCGAACGCGAGGAUGGCGGUGACCAGCGCGGUGGUUAGGCCACCAGGAAGUCCUACCACCUCGGUCAGCCCGUCUCAGGGUCAUCCGCCGCCGACGACCGGCGGCCCAACGCCGACCGGAAGGUGUUGCGACACUGGAAGACCGAUCUUCACCGAUCCGUUGACGGGUCAGACCGUCUGUUCCUGUCAAUACGACCUUCUCGGCGGUUACCAACGACUCGGAGGUUUACCGACGGCAGCGUUGUCCAUGUACAGCGCACCUUACGCGGCUGCGGCCGCGGCCGCGGCCUCCGAAGGCAUGGCGGCGUACUUUCCGAGCCUCGGUGCGGAACAGGCACCCUUCUACACGCCCACGGCUGCUGGCCUCGAUCUGAAGGAAAAUCUUGGCGCAGGAGCCGCGGCAGCAUGGCCUUAUCCAUCCGUCUACCAUCCUUACGACGCCGCUUUUGCCAGCUAUCCCUUCAAUGGUUAUGGCAUGGAUCUGAACGGUGCGAGACGGAAGAACGCGACGCGAGAGACCACGAGUACUCUGAAGGCGUGGCUGAACGAACACAAGAAGAAUCCUUAUCCGACAAAAGGUGAGAAGAUCAUGCUGGCCAUCAUCACGAAGAUGACUCUGACGCAGGUGUCCACGUGGUUCGCGAACGCGCGGAGGCGUCUCAAGAAGGAGAACAAGAUGACGUGGGAGCCGAGAAACAGGGUCGAGGACGAGGACAACAACAACGAGGACGACGAUAGCGGGAGGAAGAGCGUCGAUGAGAAAGAUCGGCUAGACUCGAAGGAUUCGGGUACCGGGUCGAGCGAGGACGGCGAACGGCCGGCGCACCGGAUGGACCUUCUCCACAGUACUAGUGGAGGGUCCACCGGGGUCCAGGGCAGAACGGAGAGCGAGUGGAGCGAGUCACGGGCCGACAGUGGACCAGACAGUCCGGAGUGUCUGUACGACCAGAGAGAGCCCAGGCAUCCGUUGCAACUCCAGCACCCGGCGUACCUGGCGUCGGCUCAUGGUCGGCUACUGCGUCACCCGUCUCCGGAGAGCACCCCACCGAGUAGUCACCAUCUUCCACCCAGCACCACCGCCUCGUCGACAGGCAGCGGGGUCACCACCAAGCCCAGAAUCUGGUCCUUGGCAGACAUGGCGAGCAAAGACGGCGAACAGCAGAGUCCAAACGCGACGACGAUGACGGGUCUGCCGUCUCCGUACAGCGGAAGCGGCGGAGGCGGUGGUGGAGGAGGUGGAAAGUUGGUGAGCCCUCUGGCGAGUCGUUUACCACCCCAUCAUCCUCUGCACCCUGCGAUGCACUCGGGCACGCAGUUCGUCCGACCACAUCCGGACUUCUACCGGAAUCUUUAUGGAGCCUCCCACCUAGGAUCCGGGGACAUGUCGUUGUUGGAGACGUACUCGAGGACUCUGGGCGGCUUGAGUGGCGUCAUGCCACCCUCCACAGCCCCCAGUAUACUGACGUCCACGUCGUCGGCCGUGUCCGCUAGCGGUAACGUUAAGCCCUUCACGAUCAACGGAGGUAGCGGCGCUCCCGGUGGACCCGCCGUUCUUCUCACUACAGCGACCUCGGGACUGUCCCCGUCCUCCUCGUCGACGGCAUCCUCCGGUGGGUCCGAUCAGUCCCCUCAUCCCAGCGGAAGUUUGCCGCCCACGCAGGAGCUCAAGUCUCCGGGACGAGUGUGAUUCCCGUGAACCAACGAAGGACUAAUAUAAUUGAAAUUUCGAGAGACGGAUCGCCGCGCAGCCAUUCGACUCUGUGUGGUGUGGAUGACAAUAAUAAGAGACUACAAUCUUGUAAUUAGUGUACAGUAAUUGAACGAAGAACUUCUGAACGAGAUACAGAUUAUCGACCCCUUAUCCUCAAUUUCCUGGCCCUCACGACUCCUAGUCUGUUUGUCUUCGUAUUUUCGAUUCCGCUUCCCGCAACUCCCGCUUCCUUUAUCCUUUAGUUCCUACUCUCUCGUCCUCGGUUGUAAGCUCUCCUCUGUCUCUGACGGGAAGAAGGAAAAGAAGGAAAAAUCGUAGGCCGGUUUAUCUUCGUAGCAACAGCGAUUGAAAAGAGAAGGAGAACUCUAUUCCUAGGCGUGUCUACUUGACGAGUAAUAAUAUACAUAAAGAAUACUAUAUAUAUAAAUACACGAUGAUAAUAAUAAUAAUUAUUUAUGCGUUUGUAAAUAGUAGAGAGGGCCCAGUAGAGAGCGUCCGGCCAGUGUAUGUAUUGUAUGUAGAGUAGCUACAAUAUUAUUAUUAUAAUAUUUGAGAUCAUAAUUCAUACUAACGACGACGAUGAUGAUGAACAUUAUUAUUAUUAUUCUGAUUAUUAUUAUUAUUAUUAUUCUGAUCAUUAUUAUUGUUAUUGCAAUGUUUAUAAUAUUAUCGAUUCACGUCGACUCGGUCGAUCAUGACGAGGUAUGGAUCGUCGAUCGCUGUGACAGAUUACGAAGGAUACGUGGAGCGCAAAGAUCCUUGGAAGUCGAGUUCAAAGUUUAUUCUUUCGUAAGUAUUAUUUAUUUAUUCGAUUCGAGAGACAUCUCCUCAAUCGGUGAUGAUUCGCAAUCGACGACACCGUAUCGAGGAUUUUUUGAUCUGCUCUUUCUUUCGGUUGCAUAAAUCGAUCUUUCGUUAUUGACGCGUUUCCAUCGAACUCGCUCGACUCCGCUCGUAAUCUGGCAGACUUAGAAUUCGCGUUGCGCCCCGCUGUCGCGACAAAAAACGAUCCGUUUGCAAGAUGUACCUUGAACCCGAGGAAAAUAGGGUAGACAGAGAACAAAAAUACACAUAUAGACGUACUAUCAGAGCUGGGAAAUCCUCCUGGGCGAGGCGCGACGUUCGCAGGGCGCGGCGACUGUCAACAUAUCAUGUCAUGUCGAGAGUGAACGAUCGCCAUCACCUUUUAGUCAUUCGUGUCCAAAAUUCACGCGAGCUCGCUGAUGCCACAUUGGCAGAUGGCUCGCAGACUGUGUCCUUUCGCAAUAAACGAGUCAUUAUAAAAAAAAAACAAGAGAAAAUACGUUUGGGAUACCUCGUCAUUCUGUUUUUCCCAUCUAUUCGUCCCCCUUUGAUCGAUCGU